Leptosia nina is the source of this 1038-nucleotide messenger RNA. The record is from the annotation of a GenBank genome assembly. Lineage: Eukaryota; Metazoa; Arthropoda; Insecta; Lepidoptera; Pieridae.
AUGUUUAGUGGCAAUAAUCCACACAAAGACGUGGAGGUGUCGUCUCCACCAGAUGAUACAGUUUCAGCGCUGGAAUUUUCUCCACCCUCGGUGCCACAAACCUUUCUCGCAGCGGGUAGUUGGGAUUGUCAGGUACGAUGUUGGGAAGUGGAAGCAAGCGGUAAAACUGUGCCAAAGGCCGCCCAGAACAUGACGGGUCCUAUUUUGGAUGUAGCUUGGCAUGAUGAUGGCUCCAAGAUAUUUAUGGCAUCUACAGAUAAGAGUGUAAAAUGUUGGGAUCUGGCAUCAAACACUGCUGUACAGGUUGCAGCUCACGAUGGUCCAGUGCAAACCUGUCACUGGGUGAAAGCUCCCAACUACACCUGCCUCAUGACAGCCUCUUGGGAUAAGACCUUGAAGUUUUGGGACACACGCAGUGCUGUACCCAUAAUGGCAAUUCACCUUUCUGAGAGAUGCUACUGUGCUGAUGUGGACUACCCCAUGGCAGCAGUAGGACUGGCAGACAGGGGGGUCUGUCUGUAUUCCCUAGAAGGCAAACCCGCAGAGGUGAAACGCGUAGAAUCGCCACUCAAGUAUCAGCACCGUUGCAUUGCAAUCUUUAAAGAUAAAAAGACAAAACAGCCCACUGGCUUUGCACUAGGUUCUGUGGAAGGCCGUGUUGCAAUCCAAUAUGUCAACCCUACAAACCCAAAAGACAAUUUCACAUUUAAAUGCCAUCGCUCCGCAGGCACUACAGGUGGUUACCAGGACAUUUAUGCAGUCAACGACAUCGCUUUCCACCCUGUUCAUGGCACAUUAGCAACAGUUGGAUCAGAUGGGUCCUUCUCCUUUUGGGACAAAGAUGCACGUACUAAACUAAAGUCGUUUGAAUCACUAGAGCAAUCACUAACUAACUGUGCCUUUAACCACAGCGGCCAGAUUUUCGCCUACGCUAUGGGAUAUGACUGGUCCAAGGGUCAUGAACACUACAACCCAGCUAAGAAGAAUUUUAUCUACCUACGACCAUGCUUUGAGGAUUUGAAGCCGCGUUCAACGUGA